AUGAUUAUUGAAUGCGUCAACGAUCUUCGACAGUUUAAUGUAUUUAUUUUCAAAAAAUUGGUCAACCUAGAGAAGAGCCCAAAAAAGCGGGACACCCUCAUCGAUGCCAUAUUCAAGAAAGCCUUCAAGGAAUUUCAUAUGGAAAUUAUUGGAUACGAAGCUGUGAUCAAUGAAGACAAAACAGUGCUAAAGUAUCGCGACCUCAUCACAAUUUUUGAAGGCUCAUUGACCAAAGUUUCAGCGCAGGAGCAGGUGACAUUCCCGACGACACUUGGUGUGAACGCAUUCCGUGGAUUUCUGAACGAGUUCAUGCAUGAGCAUGCAAAAAAUAAAAAAUCAUUGAAACGGUCUAGUGUUCUGCAGUCUGGGGGACGGUUUUUCGGCGCCAAUUUGAGCAGUUUGGUAGACGACCAGCGGACGAUUCCAAUCGUUAUCAACAAAUUGUUUAUGACUAUCGAGUUGAAGGCGCUUUUCGUUGAAGGCAUCUACCGGAAAAGCGCUGCAAUUGCCCAAGUGGAAGAAAGUUUUGAACGGAUACGGUGUCUGAGUGUAAUGGUGGAAUUGCUUCCGAAGUGCAAUAAGAGCGUCCUGGAUCGGCUUAUGUACCAUUUGGCUAGGGUUGCCCAUCAGGAGUCGGUGAAUAAGAUGGGUGCCGCGAAUUUGGCUCUUAUAUUUGCACCAUGUAUACUGCGCAGUAAUCAGGCUCAACACGCGCAGGAUCAGUUACGAGACGUCACUCGACAGGCCAUUUGCGUACAGGCACUUAUUGAAGAAAAACUACGGCAGUUCCGUUUAACGUUGACACAAAUCAUAGUUGAGAAUUUGCGACUGAUCGAAGAGCACAAAGUGUCAGCUGCACUUGAAACGCGACGGCCAGCUGCAAACUUCGAAACGGCGCGUCUCCUGUUUCUGGAACAAUUGAAUUUCUUAGAUAACGAAAAGGACAAAUUGAUCCAGGAUUUACCGCCACUGGCUCCAGUAGCAUCCUUGGAAGACCUGUCUUCGAUGGACGAGAACAGUAAUUCGUCACUGCUGCUGAGGCUGGAUAAAACACCCCAAGAGGAGUAUGCGCUGGAUUUCAGUGUUCCGCCUAUUUUCAAUAGGUUACGUAAUGUUGUCAGUACGCGAUCACGGGGACCGCGGAGACGCCCUCCAAGUCGGCAGUUCAGGCUAAAGCAGCACGAAAAGCAUUUCUCUGUGGUAUUCUCAUAG
Messenger RNA from Gongylonema pulchrum, 1212 nucleotides. NCBI's taxonomy places the organism in Eukaryota, Metazoa, Nematoda, Chromadorea, Rhabditida, Gongylonematidae. The record is from the annotation of a GenBank genome assembly.